Culex quinquefasciatus (southern house mosquito) is the source of this 2557-nucleotide messenger RNA. RefSeq names its product T-box transcription factor TBX1 (gene org-1). NCBI's taxonomy places the organism in Eukaryota, Metazoa, Arthropoda, Insecta, Diptera, Culicidae. The coding region runs from base 593 to 2332 and encodes 579 amino acids. Gene Ontology annotation, cellular component: nucleus. Gene Ontology annotation, biological process: cell fate specification; positive regulation of DNA-templated transcription; regulation of transcription by RNA polymerase II. The transcript is spliced from 7 exons. The record is from RefSeq and is a predicted model, not a curated record. Gene Ontology annotation, molecular function: DNA-binding transcription factor activity, RNA polymerase II-specific; RNA polymerase II cis-regulatory region sequence-specific DNA binding.
UAGUCAGUCAGUCGGGAUCGCGCGCGGAUCGUUCUGAGACGUGAUAAUUUUAUUAGGGUGAUUUCCCAGCCAGUAGUUGUGGCACACCUUAAUGGCCGUUUCUCCGGCGGAACCAUUCUCCAAGGGGGUUGGGGGUUGGCCACUGCUAAUCCGUUGAGCGUUUAAUUAUUAUUGUUAUUGUUCUCGGCCGGAAAGUCUGCUGUGUUUGUGUUUAUUUGCCGGCCAUCGGAUCGGUGCUUAGACCAAUUUCCAAUUGAAGAAACCGCCCUGGCCUGGGGCCGGUUCUAGUUCGUCGUGUACUUUAUGUGCGCCGCGGAACGACCGCCGCCGCCGCGAGGUGUGAAAAUUUCUGUGAAAGUGCGAGACAAUUAGGUGUUGAUCACCGGCUAGCUGUGAAACGAAGUGCCUUAUGAUCUGUCCUGUGUGUUAUGUGUUCAGGGGUGUCCCGUAAAGAGUCCCGCGACCUUUCAACGGAAAUAAUCGUUUCGUGAUAACAUCCACGGGUGGUGCUGAAAGCUGCUUAAAGAGUGCGAAAAUUUGUGACACGAUCGUCGAUUGAUUUACCGCCACGUGGUCUGUGCUUACUUCCACAAUGCAUCACUUGGAUUUUGGCGGCCUGCGACACUCCGACGGCGGCCAUGGUCCCAGUAUGGUGGGACUUGCCUCGUCGUACGACACUGGUACGGGGCCGACGGUGGAUAUGGCCGGUGACUUCCACCACCAUUACGCGCCGACGGCCUCUGUGACAACGGCGCCCGAGUACUGGAACACGGCGUCGCCGUACAAAAAUGGAUCCACCCCGAUGAAGGAAAUGGAAGCUUGCAUAGAGAACGCCCACAAGCACCAGUACAACCCCCUGGAACAGGUCGAACAGCUCAGCAUAAACUGUGAUAGUGAUAGUUUGCACAAUAGUGGUAGCACCUUAAACAAUAACAACACCUUAAGCAGUAACAAAAACAUAAAUUCCUGUGAACAUGGCUCUUUGGCCGACAAAGCGAGCUCCAACGGUGGCGCCUCGAGUCCGCACAACAGUGACCAAACCCCAAGCACAAACGGCAGCAGCAAACCGGCCAAAAAGUGCAUCCCCGCCGAAGACGAUAAGGCUUAUCACCCGUCGCUGGCCUCGGUGAUGGUGAUACUGGAGGGGAAGCAUCUGUGGGACAAGUUCCACGAGCAGGGCACGGAAAUGAUUGUGACCAAGGCCGGCCGCCGGAUGUUUCCCACGUUCCAGGUGAAGGUGGUCGGGCUGGAGCUGACGGCGGAGUACCUCAUGAUCAUGGACUUUGUCCCGCUGGACGAUAAGCGCUAUCGGUACGCGUUUCACACAUCCAGCUGGGUGGUCGCCGGUAAAGCCGACCCCGUCUCCCCACCCCGGAUAAGUGUCCACCCGGACUCCCCAGCGACCGGUGCCACCUGGAUGAAGCAAACCAUCUCGUUCGACAAGCUCAAACUCACCAACAAUCAGCUUGACGAUAACGGACACAUCAUCCUGAACUCGAUGCACCGGUAUCAGCCGCGCCUUCAUGUCUGCCAUUUUUCGCGCGGCACCAGUCACGGAUCGUCCGUCAAAGACGAGAAGAACACACUGACCCACCGGACGUUCAUCUUUCCGGAGACGUCCUUCACGGCGGUGACGGCCUACCAAAACCAGCGGGUGACCCAAUUGAAAAUCGUGAGCAAUCCGUUCGCCAAAGGAUUCCGCGACAAUGAAACCAACGAAGACUCCCAGGAAAGAAUCUCCACGAUGAACGAGCGGAUGAAAUCGGAUCGUGGGCCGGGAUACAAAAAAGAGGGCAGCGGCGGCGAAAUGGCAGCAACUUCUUCGGCGAUGACGCCAACGUCGAGCUCGGGACCCGGAACGAUGACAGGUCCUUCGUUGUCACCCAAUUCGGCCGUCAGCAGCAGCAGUACCUCUAGCACUGCGAUCGUCUCGAACGCCUUCCAACCGUCCCUCAUGAGCCCAUCCGGUGGCCUCGGGUCCCCGUACGUCCCCAACCCGGCCAUGCUAGCGCAACCGUACGGCACCGACGCCAGCGGGUUCGGUCCGAUCUACCAUCACCCGCACCACCACCACCAUCAUCAUCACCACAACCCGCUGUCCAGCUCGCAUCACGCCGGAUACGUGAGUUCCUUUGACAAGUAUGACAAGUACAAAAUGGCCUCGACGACGCCCCCGCACCACACGUCGUCCGGUGGUGGCUACCCGGCGGUGAUGGCAGCGGCUACGACGGGCUACACCGGCCACUACCAGGGCUUUUACGGAUCUCCGACCCCGGGUCAUCACCAGCUGAUGCGCCAGACCAACAGCUGCAUUGAUUACGUGCAGAGAUGAACUCCCGUGUGGGCACGUUUAAUCAGCCAGAGUUGAAUAGAGAAGUGUAAAUAUGAAGAAGAAAAAAACCCAGUGCCAUAAAUAAAUCUACCAAAGUUUGGCUUCACGAGAGGAUUGCCAAUUUUAGUGCCAUAUUUAGAGUGUAGACUGUGUAGAAUGUAAUUUAUUUCUGUCAUCUUAUUUAUACACCAAAUCACAAUUUCAUAAAAAUGUAAUAUCUUAUUA